AUGAACGCCGCUCGUAAGCGCCAAAAAGUAGCUUCGGCAUGUGAGCGCUGUCGAAAGCGCAAGUUGGGUUGUGACCGCGAGCGCCCAUGCCAGCUCUGCGUGCGCGCCGGUGCAGAGUGCGUUCCGCGGCACGGAGACGCUCACCACCCAGUCCCGUCCACAUCCGCUCAGCCCGCGCCGCAGAGUUCCAGAGCUAAUGCCGCGCCCCAAGGUGCUGAUUUGGUGCUUCCGGAAUCCAGCAUCGUUGAUUUGACUGCAUUGGUGCUGUCAAAAAUGAGUCUUGACUCUGCGUUCCAUCAGGACACUUCUGCUUUGCCGGGAGGAAACAAGAUUCUCAAUUGGGAGUCUCUAGGCCGUCGUCAUUGGCGUCAGAUUGUUGGCUUGCAGCUGCCUGACGACGCUGUCCUGGGACGGCUUGUUGACAAGUAUUUUGUCACGGUGGACUGGUUCUUGAUGAUGUUUGAGGAGUCUCUCUUUCGAGAAAGGUACUCGCGGCUCCUCCAAUCAAGCCACGUCGCCUACCACGAGGAAAACUUCCUCGGGCUCACCAUGCUUGUGAUUGCACUGGGUGCUCACUACAGCUCCCUCGCGGAGGGCUCCAGCCAGUCCGUAAAAGAGCUCAAGAAGCUAUCUACAGACAUCAUCGGUCAUUUAGAAGCCAAGUUCCUCCAGUUUAUGGGAUGCGCAACGCUGGAGGCGGUCCAAAUAUCCGUCCUCCUCGGAAGCUUUUUGCUUUUUAACGGCCGUCCCAACGUCGGUCUAGCGAUAUCCGCGGCUGGUGUCAAGAUUGCGCAAGUCAUCAACCUUCACCGCGAGAACCUCUGGAAAGACUGUUCAGCGGUCGAAAGCGAGGCAAGACGCCGAACAUGGUGGACGCUCGAAGUAUUUGACAAAUAUUUUGCCGUUGCGUUUGGUCGCCCCUGUAUAGUGGAUGAUUCGGACUGCAACGUGGGUAUGAUAUCUCAGGUCACGCCUGCGCAGAGCGAUGGCAACGUCGACACACCCUUGCAGUUUCACCAAUGGAAAUUCCGCUUAUAUCGAAUCGUGGGCCAGUUCUUAGGGCGCCGCAAACAACGGAACCCAACAGUCACAGUGCAGUCCAUUCACGAAGCGCUGACGGACUGGAGAAGCCAGCUCCCGCGCCAGCUGCGCAUUGAAUCCUACACAGACGCAUCGCCUGGCCAGGACCUCGCAAUACCGCAGAUGCAGGCAAUUGCGCUGCAGCUGACGUAUGACAACCUGCAAAUUGUCCUUCACCGCACCGUUGCCUUUGGGCAAGGGAGCAAGGUCGAAACCACGCCAGAGGGGCUGUUUUCGCUUGGCCAUCUUGUGGACGCGGCGCUGCGCACAGCAGAGCUACAUCGGUUCCCCAACGCACUGCACGCGAUGCGCCGGACACAUUCCAGUAUGCAUAUUGGCAUCACGCUCUUCACCGCAGGUAUAGUGCUCUGCAUCGUCUGCUUGUCGCAGCCGCUGUCCGAGACGAGCCAGAGAGCAAAGGGCGGCGUCAUGCACAUUAUUCGGGCUUGUAAAGAUUCGGCGGAUCCGCAGAAUGUCGGCUCCAGACAGAGCAUUGCUGUUCUGGAGCGUCUUGUUGCUGUCGUGCUACAGCAUGAGAACCAACUCAUUACUGGUAGCGGGGUAGCUACUUUCCCUGUUGAUAACAGCAGUUUGGGAGAUGUGGCCUUGCUGAGCAACACUACUGCUACAGUCAGUCGUGCGCCAACUGAAUUCACUCAGAUUAAUCAGCCAGAGGCUAACAUAUCUCAAAACGAAACUGCCCGAGACACUUCAACCUUCAUCCCCGAACAGGACACGAGUACAGCUGCUGCCACCAUGGACGGACUUGACUGGGACGGCAGUCUUUCAGUGUUGAUGGACUCUGGUCUGGCUGAUGCCGGCCAGAUGUGGCUCUGGGUGCAGGACGAAGACGAAUAUCUCUUUCCUCAAUAA
Messenger RNA from Cordyceps militaris CM01, 1953 nucleotides. Its product is annotated as C6 transcription factor, putative. Gene Ontology annotation, biological process: DNA-templated transcription; regulation of DNA-templated transcription. The transcript has 6 exons. Gene Ontology annotation, molecular function: zinc ion binding; DNA binding; DNA-binding transcription factor activity, RNA polymerase II-specific. NCBI's taxonomy places the organism in Eukaryota, Fungi, Ascomycota, Sordariomycetes, Hypocreales, Cordycipitaceae. The record is from RefSeq and is a predicted model, not a curated record. The coding region runs from base 1 to 1953 and encodes 650 amino acids.